UUUAUUAGCCUUGAAAUGAAUUCUAGUUUCACAUUCAUCUUUAUUGAUGGUUAUGUAGGCUUGAACAAGUACAAAUAUCUGUUUUUUCUAAUAAUGCUGACGGUGUAUAUUCUAAUAAUCCUCAGUAAUUGUGUUAUUGUGUACCUGAUCUGGACUCACCAAAACCUGCAUGGACCCAUGUAUAUUUUCAUUGCAGCCCUCUCCCUGAACUCACUUCUGUUCAGCACAAACAUCUACCCAAAGCUUCUGAUCGACUCUUUAUCGGACAGACCGAUCAUCUCUUAUCAAGCGUGUCUUGUUCAGUAUUUCCUCUUUUACGCACUGGGUUCUGCCGACUUCCUGCUGCUGGCAGCCAUGGCGUACGACCGCUACGUGUCUAUCUGUAAACCUCUGUGGUACGGCAGCAUCAUGACCAGCAGAGCCGUUAUCUCCCUGCUGUUCCUGAGCUGGUUUGUGUCUGCAUCUCAGAUUGCAGUGACGGCCAUCGUCAGUGCAGAUCAGAAGCUCUGUCACUUCACUUUAAGGGGGAUUUUCUGUCACAACUCAUUCUUCAGGCUUCACUGCAGGACAUCCAGAAUAGUCACGGUCAACGGUUUGCUGGCGCUGGUGCUGCUGGCGCUUCUUCCCAUGCUUUUCAUUCUGUUCACGUACAUGAGGAUACUUCUGGUUUCCUACAGAAGCAGCAGAGAAGUGAGGAAGAAAGCAGCAGAGACCUGUUUUCCUCACCUGCUGGUGUUACUGAGCUUCUCCACUUUGGCUGCUUUCAAUAUCAUCACGCCUCGACUGGAACACAGUUUGUCAAGAACUGUGCAUUUAGUCAUGACUUUGCAGGUGAUUUUAUAUAAUCCUCUUUUAAAUCCAAUUAUAUAUGGUUUGAAAAUGAAAGAAAUCUCAAAACAUUUAAAUAAGUUGCUCUGUAACUCUAAAAAAAGAUGA
Salarias fasciatus (jewelled blenny) is the source of this 936-nucleotide messenger RNA. Its product is annotated as olfactory receptor 11A1-like. The record is from RefSeq and is a predicted model, not a curated record. The annotation marks the transcript as partial. Gene Ontology annotation, biological process: G protein-coupled receptor signaling pathway; detection of chemical stimulus involved in sensory perception of smell. Gene Ontology annotation, cellular component: membrane. Lineage: Eukaryota; Metazoa; Chordata; Actinopteri; Blenniiformes; Blenniidae. The transcript has a single exon. Gene Ontology annotation, molecular function: G protein-coupled receptor activity; odorant binding; olfactory receptor activity.